Chionomys nivalis (European snow vole) is the source of this 2275-nucleotide messenger RNA. It is a transcript of the gene Thoc5, whose product is annotated as THO complex subunit 5. Gene Ontology annotation, molecular function: mRNA binding. Gene Ontology annotation, cellular component: THO complex part of transcription export complex. The transcript has 21 exons. Gene Ontology annotation, biological process: mRNA export from nucleus; positive regulation of DNA-templated transcription, elongation. Lineage: Eukaryota; Metazoa; Chordata; Mammalia; Rodentia; Cricetidae. The record is from RefSeq and is a predicted model, not a curated record. Bases 67 to 2154 code for a protein of 695 amino acids.
GCCGGAAGUGGCCGCCUGGCUGGAAUGCGUGAGGAGCAUUGUGCUCUCUGACCUGGAAGAGCAACAAUGUCAUCAGAAUCCAGCAAAAAACGGAAGCCCAAAGUGAUCCGAAGUGAUGGAGCCCCAACUGAAGGAAAACGGAAUCGAUCUGACACAGAGCAGGAAGGCAAAUACUACAGCGAGGAGGCUGAGGUUGACCUGCGGGACCCUGGCAGAGACUAUGAUCUCUACAAGUAUACUUGCCAGGAGCUACAAAGGUUGAUGGCCGAGAUCCAGGACCUGAAGAGCAAGGGCAGCAAGGAUGUGGCCAUUGAAAUUGAAGAACGAAGGAUCCAAAGCUGUGUGCAUUUCAUGACUCUAAAGAAGCUUAACCGAUUAGCCCACAUCAGGUUAAAGAAAGGAAGAGAUCAGACCCAUGAGGCCAAGCAGAAAGUUGAUGCCUACCACCUACAGCUGCAGAACCUGCUCUACGAAGUGAUGCACCUGCAGAAGGAAAUCACCAAAUGCCUCGAGUUCAAGUCAAAGCAUGAAGAAAUUGAUCUGGUCAGUUUAGAGGAAUUUUAUACAGAGGCUCCACCAAACAUCAGCAAGGCUGAAAUCACCAUGGGAGACCCCCACCAACAGACCUUGGCCCGUUUGGACUGGGAGCUGGAGCAGCGGAAAAGGCUGGCAGAGAAGUACCGUGAAUGUCUGUCCAACAAGGAGAAGAUCCUGAAGGAGAUUGAGGUGAAGAAGGAGUAUCUGAGCAGCCUGCAGCCUCGCCUCAACAGCAUCAUGCAGGCUUCCCUCCCAGUGCAAGAAUACCUGUUCAUGCCAUUUGACCAGGCACACAAGCAGUAUGAGACUGCGAGGCACCUGCCACCUCCCCUCUAUGUGCUCUUUGUGCAGGCCACUGCAUAUGGGCAGGCCUGUGCUCAUAUGAAAUCCUCCUCCCAGCCCCCUAGACAGGAUAAGACGUUGUCUGUGGCAAUUGAAGGCAGUGUGGACGAAGCCAAAGCUCUCUUCAAGCCCCCUGAGGACUCUCAAGAUGACGAGAGUGACUCCGAUGCAGAGGAGGAACAGACCACGAAACGGCGUCGACCCACUCUUGGGGUUCAGCUGGAUGACAAACGCAAGGAGAUGCUGAAAAGGCACCCGCUGUCUGUCUUGCUUGAUCUGAAAUGCAAAGACAACAGUGUGCUUCAUCUGACUUUCUACUAUCUCAUGAACCUCAACAUCAUGACAGUGAAAGCCAAAGUGACAACCGCCGUUGAUCUGAUCACCCCCAUCAGUGCAGGAGACUUGCUGUCUCCUGACUCGGUCCUGAGCUGCUUGUAUCCUGGAGAUCAUGGAAAGAAAACUCCAAACCCAGCCAAUCAGUAUCAGUUUGAUAAAGUUGGCAUCCUGACUUUGAGAGACUAUGUUCUUGACUUAGGUCACCCCUACUUGUGGGUGCAGAAGCUGGGUGGCCUCCACUUCCCCAAAGAGCAGCCCCAGCACACGGUGAUAGCUGACCACUCACAGAGCGCCAGCCAUAUGGAGACCACCAUGAAACUGCUGAAGACCAGGGUACAGUCUCGCCUGGCUCUCCACAAACAGUUUGCAUCUCUGGAACAUGGCAUUGUGCCCGUUACCAGUGACUGCCAGUACCUCUUUCCUGCCAAGGUUGUUUCUCGCCUGGUAAAGUGGGUGAUAAUUGCCCAUGAAGAUUACAUGGAACUGCAUUUCACUAAGGACAUAGUAGAAGCAGGACUGGCUGGGGACACCAAUCUCUACUACCUGGCGCUUAUUGAAAGGGGAACAGCGAAACUUCAAGCUGCUGUGGUGUUAAACCCUGGCUAUUCCUCCAUCCCGCCCAUUUUCCGACUCUGUCUAAACUGGAAAGGGGAGAAAACCAACAGCAAUGAUGACAAUAUUCGGGCUAUGGAGAGCGAGGUCAACGUGUGCUAUAAGGAGCUCUGUGGCCCUCGACCCAGCCACCAGCUCUUGACCAACCAGCUGCAGCGGCUAUGUGUGCUGUUGGACGUCUACCUGGAGACCGAGAGCCAUGAUGAUAGUGUAGAGGGCCCCAAGGAAUUUCCCCAGGAGAAGAUGUGCCUGAGACUUUUUAGGGGUCCAAGUAGGAUGAAGCCAUUUAAAUAUAACCAUCCUCAAGGAUUCUUCAGCCACCGGUGAUUUCCCUCUCUAACCUAUCAUUCCCCAAAAGCCCAACCCUGGGUCCUGCAUCACUGCUUUUUGCUCUGGCCACAUGUUCUUGUUAUUUUCCAAAGACACCAGCUGAUUAAAAUGUCACCUG